CGUCUGCAGCCGCGCCGGCCGCCCGCGCCCCGGCGCGCUCCGGCUCGGCCAUGGAGCUGCCAGCUGUUGGCGAGCACGUCUUCGCGGUGGAGAGCAUCGAGAAGAAGCGGAUCCGCAAGGGCAGAGUGGAGUAUCUGGUGAAAUGGAGAGGCUGGUCCCCCAAAUAUAACACGUGGGAACCCGAGGAGAACAUCCUGGAUCCCCGGCUGCUGAUCGCCUUCCAGAACAGCGAGCUCGCGGCCCCGCGGGCGGCGCCCUCGGGAGGCCGCGUGGAGCGCAGCAGCUCCCCCAGCCGGACGCUGGAGCGGCACGCCGAACGCGCCGUCUCGCCGCCGGAGGUGCUAAACUUCACACUCAGCGGCUUCUCAGGCUGCCAGCUGAUGGGAUAUCGGAAGAGAGGGCCGAAGCCCAAGCCGCUGGUGGUGCAGGUACCUACCUUUGCCCGUCGCUCCAACGUGCUGACCGGACUCCAGGACUCCUCUGCAGACAACCGCUCUAAGCUGGAGCUGGGUGCUCAGGGCAAGGGCCAGGGCCACCAGUACGAGCUCAACAGCAAGAAGCACCACCAGUACCAGCCGCACAGCAAGGAGCGAGCCGGCAAACCCCCACCGCCAGGCAAGAGCGGCAAGUACUACUACCAGCUCAACAGCAAGAAGCACCACCCCUACCAGCCCGACCCCAAGAUGUACGACUUGCAGUACCAGGGCGGCCACAAGGAGGCGCCCAGCCCCACUUGCCCGGACCUGGGCGCCAAGAGCCACCCGCCUGACAAGUGGGCCCACGGCGCGGGGGCCAAGGGCUACCUGGGAGCUGUGAAGCCCCUGACCGGUGCGGCCGGGGCUCCAGGCAAGGGCUCCGAGAAGGGCCCUCCCAAUGGGAUGACGCCGGCCCCCAAAGAGGCGGUGACGGGCAACGGGAUUGGGGGCAAGAUGAAGAUCGUCAAGAACAAGAACAAGAACGGGCGCAUCGUGAUCGUCAUGAGCAAAUACAUGGAGAAUGGCAUGCAGGCGGUGAAGAUCAAGUCCGGCGAGGCGGCCGAGGGCGAGGCGCGCUCCCCCAGCCACAAGAAGCGGGCCGCCGAGGAGCGCCACCCCCCGGCCGACAGGACUUUCAAAAAGGCAGCAGGGGCCGAGGAGAAGAAGGCGGAGGCGCCGUCCAAGAGGAGGGAGGAGGAGGCGCCGGGGGCCCGCGACCCGCAGCCCCAGGACGCCGGCUCCCGCAAGCUGUCCCCGACCAAGGAGGCCUUUGGCGAGCAGCCCCUGCAGCUCACCACCAAGCCCGACCUGCUGGCCUGGGACCCGGCCCGGAGCUCCCAUCCGCCCUCCCACCAUCACCACCACCACCACCACCAUCACCACCACCACCACUCGGUCGGCCUAAAUCUCUCCCAGCACAAGCGCUGCCUCUCCGAGACCCACGGCGAGCGCGAGCCCUGCAAAAAGCGCCUAACGGCGCGCAGCAUCAGCACCCCCACCUGCCUGGGGGGUAGCCCGGCCGCCGAGCACCCCUCCGACGUGCCCCCCACCGCCACCCUGCCCCAGCCCGAGGUCAUCCUGCUGGACUCGGAUCUGGAUGAGCCGAUAGACUUGCGCUGCGUCAAGACGCGCGGCGAAGCCGGGGAGCCCCCAAGCGCCCUCCAAGUGAAGCCCGAGGCGCCCGCUACGGUGGCGGCCGUGGCAGCUGCGCCGGUGACGGCAGCCGAGAAGCCUCCGGCCGAGGCCCAGGACGAGCCCGAGGAGCCGCUGAGCGAGUUCAAGCCCUUCUUUGGGAAUAUAAUUAUCACCGACGUCACCGCGAACUGCCUCACCGUCACGUUCAAGGAGUACGUGACGGUGUAGCCGGAGGGCUUCGGAAGGGGAAGCGUCAUCCCCGCGGGUGGCUUAGCACCUGGUGCCUACGGGCGGACUCCUCCUCUCUCGCCAGCUGCGGGAGAUCCGGGCCUGCCCUGGUGCGUGGACGCCCGGGAGCCGCAGUAUCCGCAGAAUCCGCGUCCCUCUGCGCCCCGCCGUCGGCUCCUGGCUGGGGCCUGCCCCCCGGCCGGCACUGGCUCCUGCCACGCGGUGCCUGCGGUCGCCCCCGACCUGCCCCAUCCCCGCGCUGGACCUCCCCUCCCUCGCGGACCUCCGGGACUGACAGGGCAGCCACAGCGCCUGGGUCUCAGAGUUAUAGUAUUAUAUUUUAACCGUGCUAACUUGUCAAGUGCAGACUUUACUCCCGUUUGUAAGUGGUGUUAUUAUUGAAAUGUAUUGUUUGAGCUCAAAAGGCCCGACCACCCCCUUCGGGCUGAUAUAUAUAUAUUUAUUUGUAGGUAUUUAUAUAUUGAAAUAUAAAAACCUAGAUUUAUGGAGUUUCCUCUAGAUCAUGUUAUAUUCUAUAUCAGACAAACUAUUUUCUGUUGACCUUUCUUCCUGUUCAUUCAGUAUUUCGGUUGAUUUCAUUUCCUCCCCUUCCUGGAACUGCAAUACCAGUAACGUUGGUAUAUAUUUUUUGAUACUGUACACAUGGAUGUGUUGUUUCUAUGUGCAAAAAAAAAAAAAAAAAAGUUUGUUUAAAGGCUAAACGAGCUCUCUAGAAACUGCUGCUACUAGAAAUGUCUAAACUAUAAGCUUCCAAUUAUUACCUGCUUGAAUGUAAAUAUUAAAUGGAGAUGUUGAAGGUG
Leptonychotes weddellii (Weddell seal) is the source of this 2659-nucleotide messenger RNA. The record is from RefSeq and is a predicted model, not a curated record. NCBI's taxonomy places the organism in Eukaryota, Metazoa, Chordata, Mammalia, Carnivora, Phocidae.